Blastocystis hominis is the source of this 1947-nucleotide messenger RNA. RefSeq lists its product as hypothetical. The coding region runs from base 1 to 1947 and encodes 648 amino acids. The record is from RefSeq and is a predicted model, not a curated record. The transcript has 5 exons. Gene Ontology annotation, molecular function: protein binding. Lineage: Eukaryota; Bigyra; Opalinata; Blastocystidae.
AUGCCCCACAAAUCCCACCCCGCUUUAACUUCCCUGCUUCCCCUUUUACUCGACAUUUCCACUCGCAUGGAAAGCAAAACGCAGCACAAACGCGAAUCCGAAGAAAACCAGCUCGACGAACAAACCAAUCUCCCCGAACGAUCCCCCUCCGCAGAAGAAACGGGCUACACUCGCAUUCUCCAAAUCAUCUCGACCCACUUUUCCUCUUUUUUUGGCAGCACGGAAGCCCAGCUCGACUACUUAAUUUCUCUCACAAUCGCCGUCACAUCGCCUCUGCUGUCUCCCAAAUCCACUUCUGAAAACCGAAUCGCCGAGGACGUUCUCGAAGCGGUCUGUCAGAACCACUUCCUCAUCACCGAAUUCGCUUCGUCGCUCAUUCCAAACCGCGACGUUUUGCAUUGGCAGCAUCGCUAUCACGAGCUCAACGCCGAUUUGAUCCGAUUCGACGCGUCGAUUUCCACUGCAGGCGUCGCGAUCAACUCCAAAGGCGACUUCGUAAUCAACAGCAACCCCAACCGAUCCAAGUUCAACGCGGCGUUCUGCUCGCCCGCUCUGGAGAGCGGCGUGAUUGAGAUCAAAUGGCGCUUGGAGGACGACCGCAUGAACGACGAAAUGACGUGCUUCGGCUUCACGACGAGUCCUUUCGAGUCGAAUAAAAACUACGAGGAGAGCCAAUCGAUGUGGGUGUAUCGCUGUUUCAACGGGGAUUUGUACAGCCAGGGACGGAAGCUGGAGAGAUCGCUGGAGAAAGCGCACGCAGGCUCGGAAAUCACGUUUCUGUUUAACUUGGACGAAGCGACGGUGUCGAUUUCGAUCAACGAACGAGCCUAUGGCGUCGUGUUCGCCUCCAUCCCGACACCUGUCUAUCCUCUUGUUUUGUUUUACAACUCACAACCCCCACAGCGCGCCGUUCGCUUGGUUUCGGUCACGUGCCAAUCGAAUUCGAUCGCUUCCUCCUCCUUGUCGAGCGAGCAGCCCGAAGCUUCUUCAAGCUCGGGAAACGUGUCCUUGCUAAUCCACCAUCUUUCAGAAUGUUACUUCACCACGCACGACAAAUCCAUUUUGUUCACGCUCCAAAUCCUUCUAGAGCGCCUUUUCAGCUCCUCCCAGCUGCUGCGACGCUGCGGAUUGUACGACGAUGUCUCGCCCCCAGCCACGAGCGUCCGGCUCUCUGGCUCGCUGUUAGAUUGGUGUGACGAUUUUUCUGCUCGGCUUUCACGCAGCAAACCUCCCUCGCAGCUCUCGCACCCUCUCCACUUCUCCACCAUCCACACCAAUCUUCUAACGGCGUCCGAACAUGUCCUCACGCACACCGCUAGCGACCACUGGGCCUUUGCGUCGUUUGUUCUUCCGGAGCGAUCGGACGCUCUGUGGAUCGUCCGCAUCACCUAUCACGCAACGAAAGAGCCGCAGCUGAUCGUUGGAAUCAUCGAGGAGACGCAGGACUCCGGUUCACUCAUCGAGCGUCGCUCACAUGUAGACGAAGUGAAUUACGAAACGUUUCUGGGCAGCGAUAAAAACACGUGGGGCUACAAAACAUCAGGGCAGCUAUUCCACGGGAAUCAAUGCACGGGCAACGUGAUUCGAUCGAGCCCUCAAUCCUCGCUCGUGUUCAUCUUCGACGGCAUCCAGCGCGAAAUUCGCCUCCAAAUCGACUCCAUGAACCACGUGACGCUCUUCGACUCGCUCCCAGAACACUGGAUCCCCGCGAUUGCUCUUCUCCGCGAAGGUGAUUCGGCUUCUGUGGAUCUUCUCCCCUCGAUCACGUCGGUCUCGCAAGAAACGCGUUGGUGCGACCUGUACAAAUCCUACAAAGGCGACGUGUAUCUGGCAGGAGAAGUGAGUGAAAACGUGGUGCGCGUGGUGGAGUUCGUUCUGCAGGACCUCGUAACGCACUUGAAUGAAGGCGAAUUGAGCCAGAAUCGAUUGUAUGGGAUCGAGUGUUGA